CGUGUGUUCCGCGGGAGGAAGGGCAGCGGUGGAGCACAGCCCACAUCACCGCCCCGGUUUCGAUUUUUCCUUGUCUCCUCCUCCGUCCCCGCACCCCGUUGCCGUGCCCAUGUCUCGGUCGGCGGGCGAUGGCACCGCCGCGCUGGAGCGGGCCGCGGCAGAGACGCUGAAGCGGGCGGUAGAACUGGACGUGGCGUCUCGUUUCCAGGAGUCCCUGGUGUGCUACCAGGAGGGCAUCGACCUGCUCCUGCAGGUGGUGAGAGGAACGAAGGAUGAGGCAAAGAAACAGCGAUACCGGCAGAAAAUAUCCGAGUACAUGACCAGGGCUGAAGACAUAAAGAAGUAUAUUGAGAAGGAGAAGCAAGAUGGUAAAUACCAUAAGCAAAUCAGAAUAGAGGAAAAUGCAACGGGUUUUGGCUAUGAGAAGCUUUUUCUGGAGUAUCUGACUGAGAUUGUGUCUGAAGUUUGGGUGGAGGACCCCUACAUUAGGAGCGUCCAUCAGUUGUAUAAUUUCCUGCGAUUCUGCGAGAUGCUGGUUAAGGGGCCGUGCAAAGUGAGAACAAUCCACCUCCUCACUUCCUAUGAUGAAGGCAGUGGGAGGAAUCAACAGACAAGUGGCUUGGAAGAAAUCAAACAGUCACUGAGGAAUCACGGGAUAACGCUGAAUGUUGAGUUUUCGUCUUCAAUCCAUGAUCGAGAAAUUAGAUUCAACAACGGAUGGAUGAUUAAGAUUGGAAGGGGUCUGGAUUAUUUUAAGAGGCCGCAGGGUCGUUUCAGCAUUGGAUACUGUGACUUUGACUUGCGACCGUGUCAUGAAACAACAGUGGAUGUCUUUCAUACUAAACAUACAAAGAAAAUGUGAUCAACCCUAACUGCUUUUAAUGAGUGUUUUCAUAAGCAUAGAAAUGUAAAUUUGUACCACUUGGGUCCAAUUGUCCAUCAUCAGAAGAUGAUGGAAAAUCACUCCAGAACAGGUACUUGGUCCAGCACUGCUUUUACAAUCUAUAGAUUGAAGAAUAUUGUGCCUUUACAGUCUGAGAAAACACAGCUGUACAAUUUUCCCACUCUAUUUUUUUAUCCUGUAAUCUUAAAGAAUACAGCCCAGGUCUAAAUUUAAGUUUAUGGAGAAGGGGUUUUAUAACAGCCUCAGUGGCCUCUUUACUGUUAUUUUUACUGUUAAUUUUGUCUGUCUUCAGCAAAUGUUGCGGGUUUUAACUUUAACUGACCACCUCAAAAACAUCUGAAGCCGUGCUACUGUUUUAACCCACAUGACCUCUUUUCUAAGCAGCCUAUGUGUUUCCUUGAAUUGCUGCUGUUCUGCCGUUUUAGCUGAUCCCAUAAUACCUGGUUUCACUGACUACAGAUAGCCCCAAAUCUAGCAUCCCAUUCCCUAAGCUCCUUGCAUGCAAACGCUGUAGUGUUCAGUAUGCAGACAUAGUAGAAUCUUCCUCUCUGAAUGAUGGAUUUGGGGCAAAAAACAAAGAUGCAAACAAUGUUCUAGCUGUAUUAUUUUCAAUAUUGCUCAUUAUGUUCUUCCAUUCCCUGCUGUCAUGUAUCUGAUUUCUAUCCUUUGCAUUACUCCAGAGGUUGUAUAUCCCAAAACUUUCUCAUUUCUGUUUCCUUAUGGCUGUUGUAUUCCAUUAUCCCUCUUUAAGUCUUGCCUCUAACAAAACAGAUCUAUUCCAAAGCUAUCAAUGGGAAACUGCUGAUCUUUGCCCUGUUUUAUGGGCAACAGUUUGCCAACAGUUUGCGAUCUUUUUGCAUAGAGGACUCAGCUUUUCACUGCUGAAUCAGACAAAGAAUACUGUGUGCCACAGAAGCUGUAUGCUACCAGGUCCCUCCGAGCAUUCCAUAGAAAGUCCCUGUCUUCCUGCUGAGCUAAUGUGUGCUGUCACUGUCAUUGAUUUUAUUCAGUUGUAUAUAACAUGCAUAUUUUUAACGGGAAUAAAGGUUAUUUUUUAUUAUUUGUAA
Coturnix japonica (Japanese quail) is the source of this 1971-nucleotide messenger RNA. RefSeq names its product microtubule interacting and trafficking domain containing 1 (gene MITD1). Lineage: Eukaryota; Metazoa; Chordata; Aves; Galliformes; Phasianidae. Gene Ontology annotation, cellular component: midbody. The record is from RefSeq and is a predicted model, not a curated record. Gene Ontology annotation, biological process: midbody abscission.